AUGACGAUCCCGGGGCCGCCCCAAUCGAACGGCGGGGCGAGCGGGUUCGCGGUGAUCUGUAUCCUCCACUCCCUGAUCGCUAUCUUCAGCGGCGGGCUGAUGAUGUUCCACGCCAACGGGAUCUACUCCCUCUCCCACGGCAUCGACACGGCGGCGAAGCUAGUCGGGUCGACCCCGCGGGACCAGCUGCUGAUCCAGACGUCGGACUCCUUCGCGGGGCUGCUGCUCCUCGCGAUCGGGCUGCUCCUCCUGAUGGUGUCCGGCAUACAGGACAGGGAGUUCCAGGCCUUCUUCGCGAAGGGGUGCACGGUGCUGCACGUCUUCGUCGCGACGUGGCGGAUAUCGGUGGAGCGCCGGGUCGAGGACCUCGCCUGGGACUGCGUGAGGCUCACGGUCGGGGACAUCCUGCUGGCCCUGUCCUGGGUGAUGUUCGUGGUCUGCACCUGGAGGGAGAAGUACGACUGA
Punica granatum (pomegranate) is the source of this 465-nucleotide messenger RNA. The record is from RefSeq and is a predicted model, not a curated record. Lineage: Eukaryota; Viridiplantae; Streptophyta; Magnoliopsida; Myrtales; Lythraceae.